Hydractinia symbiolongicarpus is the source of this 1194-nucleotide messenger RNA. Its product is annotated as 28S ribosomal protein S28, mitochondrial-like. Lineage: Eukaryota; Metazoa; Cnidaria; Hydrozoa; Anthoathecata; Hydractiniidae. Gene Ontology annotation, cellular component: mitochondrial small ribosomal subunit. The record is from RefSeq and is a predicted model, not a curated record. Bases 40 to 534 code for a protein of 164 amino acids. The transcript has a single exon.
CUGUAAAUUGUGUGAUUUUUGUUUUAGAUAUUUUGUACAAUGGGUUUAAGAAUUAUUCUACAACAUUCUGUAUGGCGCCCUUUUCUUUCCAAUAUUUCAAUAGUCACUACACAAAAUUUAUUACAAAAAACUAUUGUUACAAAAGUUGAUAACAAGGUUGGUCAAGAAGUUUAUAAUGAGGAUAUAACGGACUUGCCUGUUCAAAACCAUGAAAAAGAAAAGACUUUUCAAGAACUUCUUGAUGAUUCUCGAUUAAUAAAAUUUGGAAGACCUGCUGGAAAAUGUGCCAUUGGAAAAGUAGUUGAAGUCUGCAAUGAUGAUUUAUAUAUUGAUUUUGGUGCAAAAUUUGAGGCUGUUGUGAAACGACCUAAACAUAAUGAAGAAUUUUAUGUAAAAGGAUCUAAAGUUCGUCUGAUAUUGAAUAAGUUUGAAAUGACAGGUGCAUUUCUUGGUGAUAAAAGACACAUUACUUUAUGCGAAGCAGAUGCAGUGUUGCUUGGACCUUAUAAUGAAGUUUCUGAGUCUGUUUUAUAGUAACUAUCUUCCUUGGUUUGUGCAUGCUCAUUUUGUAUUACCGUGUUUGAAUAAAAACUCCUGGUGAACAACAACAGUGAGCACCCUUUAGACGAGGUACUUAUUUAAAUAAGGGGCAGAGUGCAUAAAUAUUUUUAAAUAAAUAUAGACAAAGACAUUAUGUUAUAUAUAUGUUAUAUUGAUUUUAGUAUGUUUUAUAAUAAAUGCUGAUUUACGUUACAUUUCAUCUGAAAACUUGAUUGUAUAUGGUAUUUUUUUCUCGAGUUCUUGAGUCAAAUAAGGAACCCCUGCCUAUCCCUUCUGAAUAAGUUCUCUCUCUUUUUCUUUGGGAUUAAAUUUUUAAAAUACAACCUAUAGGCACUUAUAUUUAGUUGUUUAUAUAUAUAUUACCUACAUAAAAAUAUAUGAAUGGUCUGAAUUGUAACUUUUGGUAGGAACAAAGUUUUUAUGCAUUACUGUAUUUUGUUAGUUAUUAGGUCAAACUAAGGUAAUGACAAAAAUAUGUUCAUUCAUACUCAAUGUAGGGUAAUUUAUGCAUGGCAUUUCCCAGCAUUUUUGGUUCUAAAUUAUUUUUUUCUUACAGGAGCUCUUUAUGUUCAUACCUAUAAGUUUGUAUUUUAAGAAAAAUGUGUUAUUUUUAAAAUGUAUAAGUUACCUAGA